UCUCCGGCACUCGCUGGGCCGUGUCUCUGCGCUGGUCUGCCUUCCUCUCGGCUGCGAUCGACCACGGGAAGCCGGUCAUGGACGGGAGACGAGCGGCUGGGUGACACCGUGCGACGAGUUUGCUCUUUGUCCACGCGGACUCGCGACUGCGCCUCGACUCGAUUGCUUCUCGGACUUGCUCGUUGGACCGAGCGAUAGCAGUGCCGCGACAGGAUGACGCCGAGGACCGGAGCAGCCUCUCUGCUGGCGCUGCUCGUGGCAGCGCUGCUGACGAGCCUGGCCGGGGCGCAGAGCGAGGAGGAGGCGCCGGCGAGCGAGUCGCAGCUACGGCUGGGCGACGAGUGCAACCGGGACCGCGAGUGCGAGUCGGCGAUCGUGCGCAGCCACUGCCACCUGGGCUACUGCGCCUGCCAGCCCUUCUUCGCCCAGUACAACGCCAGCCUGUGCCUCGCCUCGACGAUGCUGGGCAACGAGUGCCUCGUGGACGAGCAGUGCGCGCUCCGAGUGGCCAACAGUAGCUGUCACGAGGGCCUCUGCCGGUGCCAAGACGGACACCUUCAGUACCGCAGGCACACCUGUAUCGGACCGGCCAAGCUCGGCCAGGUCUGCUACAGCCACGCGCACUGCCGGCUCUGGGACAGCGACACGCACUGCGACUUCCUCAUCCCGGACCUGUUCGGACGCUGCCAGUGCACGGCGCCGAUGCGCCAGGACGGCGAGGUCUGCCGACCCGACCGGCUGGUGAGGCCGGCCGCGCCUACGAGCCCGCAGCCGGAGGAGCAGCGCCAGCAGUCGGGCGGUGAGGCCGCCGGGGCGCAGCGCGGCCCCGAGCGCGCGACGGCGGCGCCCCAGCAGGAGGACGACGCGGGGGUCCAGCUGUCGUGGCUGCGCAACGCCACGAUGCUGCUGUCGACGGUGCCGCCGACGCAGCUGAUGCCGACGAACCUCGUGACGAGGGCCUCGCUGCACGCGGAGCUGCAGCCGAACGAGCUGCCGGAGGACGACGCCAUCGUGGUGGAGGCCGCGGUCGGCGAGCUCGCGCAGCCCGGCGUCAGCCCCGGCACAGCGGCGAGCCCGCUGAAGACCGAGCGCCACGAGAGCGGCGCGCCCUCGCCGGUGUCGCUGGGCCUGGCCUGCCGCCGGGACGCCGAGUGCCGGCUGGCCGACCCGGAGUCGCGCUGCGCCGAGGGCGUCUGCGACUGCGUGCGGCGCGCCGGCAACGGCACCUGGUGCAGCGCCCGGCGCACCGGCUGCCUGCCCGGUAGCUUCCAGUGCCGCGCGAGCGGCGCCUGCAUCAGCUGGUUCUUCGUGUGCGACGGCAAGCCCGACUGCGCCGACGGCUCGGACGAGCAGUGCAGCCUCGGCCGGGCGCAGCCCGCCUGCCCGGCUCGGGCCUUCCGCUGCCGCAACAGCCCGCGCUGCGUGUCCCGGGCGGCGCUCUGCGACGGCGCGCGCGACUGCCCCGACGGCGAGGACGAGGCCGGCUGUGGCGACCGCAGGAAGUGCCCGGAGGGAGCGUUCCGCUGCAGCAACGGCCAGUGCCUGCCGGCCUACGAGUUCUGCAACGCGGUGGUCUCGUGCAGAGACGGCAGCGACGAGCCGCGGGCCGCCUGCCGCACGCGCAACCGCAGCCGGCUCUCGCCGCGCCACUGCCCCUUCAAGUGCGCCAACGGCCGCUGCCGCUCCGACGCCAUCACCUGCAGCGGCCGCGACGGCUGCGGCGACAACUCCGACGAGGCCAGCUGCCGCGUCUGCAGGUGCCCGGCCGCGCUCUGACGGACCUCCAGCCAGCCAGCCAGCCAGCCAGCCAGCCAGCCAGCCAGCCAGCCCCGCGGCCACAUCCACUCGAGCCGAUGACCAAAGAUCGCCGCGCUGCGGACAACGGCGACGCUCCAGCACCCAUCCUUCGCGGCGGCCUGCCGACUGUGCAGCCUGAACGACGAUUACCGAACACCGAGGACGCCCAAUCGGACUGACUGCCCCGGAUCGACGCGAUCCGCGCGACAACGUUUCUUGGCUUGCCUGCUUGCCUUCCGAGGUUCGCUCCGAUCGGACACUUUUGCGGGAUCUGCUCCCGCGGAGUUUCUCGAGCGUGCGGAUAAACUCCCCUCGACUUCGCUCCCUCCAGCAGUGUAGAGCAAAUUACGUAGACAGUAGACGCAUUCAUAGUUUCAUCGUAGCGCAGGUUCUCUGCGCACUUUUAGAUACGACUAUGCAAUAAUAAUAGACGACUAUAUAGCCCGAACACACACGGUCACAUUUGUAUAAUGUCGGAGCAGCGCACUAUCUCUGUAAAGAUGCAGCGAGUGCUGUAAUAUUUUUUAAUAAAAUGGAAUCAU
Messenger RNA from Phymastichus coffea, 2339 nucleotides. It is a transcript of the gene ImpE1, whose product is annotated as putative vitellogenin receptor. Lineage: Eukaryota; Metazoa; Arthropoda; Insecta; Hymenoptera; Eulophidae. The coding region runs from base 214 to 1776 and encodes 520 amino acids. The transcript has 8 exons. Gene Ontology annotation, molecular function: protein binding. The record is from RefSeq and is a predicted model, not a curated record.